GCUAUGCGAUAUAGCAUGUCGCGCAGCUGCUUCCAUCAGCAUUCGAUACAAGAACAUUGCCAAACGCUGAAUACUGUAAGUUGCGAGAAGAAAUUACCAUACGGUCUGUAUGAGAUAAUAGCAAAUAAUAACAAAUGUGUUCAUCAUCAUCCGAGCUACGAGUUCCGUGCUCCCAGUGAAAACAGCAUGAGGAAGUUUACCGGUGAUGGACUAUUGGUUAAUUUAGAUUCUAACGAAUGCCUCCUAGAGGUCACUGGUGACGGCUGCACAAUAAUGCUGGCCCACAAUUACGGCAGCGUUCGCAUAGUGGGCGACGGUUGCAGUCUUAAGGUUGGACAAAAUACUGGAGACAUCACGUACAGAGGUGACGGCGGUCGUGUUGUUUUGGGAACCGAAUGCAGCCGUAACAAGAUCAAGUACGUUGGCUGCGGUGGAAAGAUUAGUUACAACAAAACAUUAACGUCUCGUGGUACUGCCACUGCUGCGACGUCGCCGGAACUGGAUAAUCUUUUGAACGAGAGAAAGGAAGCGAAAAGCGACAGCCCCGGUACACGUCAACGAAACAGGACUAUAACCGUAACCAAAAUUAUUACUAUGAAGAAUGACGGAAAAAUUGUCAAGAGAUGGUUCACUAAUUCAGGUUCUGUUAUACGAUCGUUAAAUGCAAAUGGAUAAUGGUGGAAUAUUGCCUAGUGAUAUAUUUCUAUAGUAACUCUAUAGGAUUUUAAUGGCAGAUAUUUUGACUAGGAUUUAUAGAGCCAUAACGAAACUUAUGCUGUGAAUGAAUACGUGAGUCAAGACUGAUAGCGAGAGCACAAAAGUCAUAUUAACGAAUGCUGGAAGUUUUACGUCAAAUAGUAAAUAUAUUAUAAUAAAUAUCAUAGUUUGUAAUAUUUAUUAAAAUGCGUCUUGCCAAAGUCUACGAGAUCAUUCCUUGCUCAACGAGAGGCUGAAAAUUUCGUACAAUUUUCAAGGAUAACUUAAUCGAAUAUUUAAACUGUACGAUCCUUGGUAAAUUUGUCACGUGUCGAAUUAACAACUUUUUAAAUAAGUGACAAAUAUUGAGGACACGGUGAAUAAUAAAAAGUCAAGGUAACCUAGAAACAAAAAAUGUCUACGUAGUUGAUUAAUUGAAAUAUUCUGAUCAGUCUAGUUACAUUGCCGCGAGAUUCCUUGUUUUCGAUUGAACAAGAAAAACAGGAUCUCCGGCUGUCGUGAUUUUACGAUAAUAAACUCCAACUAUGGAAUUCCCCUCUGGCUGACUAACUCUCAAGGAUUCAUAGAAUUUCUAUCGGGAAUUAGUCGACUUUUGCUAACGACAUCAUUGAUAACACACUGUACAUAUUAGUCAAGAAGACAUACUGCAUCUUCGCAAUGAUCCUAGUUCCUAUUCCUAGUGAAAUAAAAAUUAAUUAAACGAUUUCUCCGUGUAAAUUGCUUACGUGUACUAAGAAACGAAGCGGUUGUAUUACGAUUUAAAAUAAUAAUAAUAUAAAUUAAUUAUAGUAAUAUUUAUUUAUUUAUCUAUGGAUCCCCAUAGUAUCGUAUCCGAAUGAUGACUGAUUAAACGAUUCUUAUGAAA
Cephus cinctus (wheat stem sawfly) is the source of this 1582-nucleotide messenger RNA. RefSeq lists its product as uncharacterized. NCBI's taxonomy places the organism in Eukaryota, Metazoa, Arthropoda, Insecta, Hymenoptera, Cephidae. The record is from RefSeq and is a predicted model, not a curated record. The transcript has 2 exons. Bases 4 to 675 code for a protein of 223 amino acids.